This is a messenger RNA of Cherax quadricarinatus, 2847 nucleotides long. RefSeq names its product mucin-2. Lineage: Eukaryota; Metazoa; Arthropoda; Malacostraca; Decapoda; Parastacidae. The record is from RefSeq and is a predicted model, not a curated record.
ACCCUCACAGACAAUACCACAGACACCACCUCAGCACACCUCAUAACACUACCACAGACACCACCUUAGACACCUUUACAGACACUACAACAGACACAGACAGCACAACAACACCAAGUCACUAGCGUCUCCCACAAUCAAAUCACCACCAUCAUCAUCACCAUCACCACCAUCACCACCACUCCUUGCACUUUCGGCACCCUUCCUACCCCCAUCUCCCACAUCAACGCCCCCUCCCACACCCAAACUCUCCAGGCCACCACCAGCCUCCAGUACGCCCACACUGCCGCCCACACCCAAGAGUAUACAGCGGGACACGCCCAUGACCACCCUGGCUGAGUUGGACAGUGACCUGACGGUAAUAUUGGAGACCUGGCUACCUAGUGUCAUGGACCAGGACAUAAUGAAGAUGCUUAAUCAAUCCUAUCUCGAUCGCAUGAAGUUCGCCAACAAGGAGAUGGUGAACAAUAUCCUGCAGAUGCAGCCAGUGCAGGGAGGGGGUUGUCCCCUUGUACGCCACCAGCGCCGCCUGCAGUUUAUCAAGAGGGUGCUAGGAGUGCUGCUGCUGGUGUUGCCUCAGUCUUUCCACCAGCUGAUCGAUGCCAUCUCGGACGAGGAGCUGCAGAACAACUUUUUCCGUCAGGACACAGAGAAGAACAUCUUGGACGUGACAGGGUGUCGGGAGUGCUACACCAGGGACGCCAAGGGUGUGUGUCGGGAACUCUUCUUCUGCAAGCGUGGUGAAGACGUCUCCAGCAGAGCCAGUCUCUUAGAACUCCUCAAUGGUUGAAGCUGCUCUCCUGCUUACCUGCGGCUUUGUUUUCCUUCAUGGACCCCUCCUGUAGGGGGCUGCAGGUCCAUCUCUGCACAUCCCCUUUCACUUGAAGCAGCCGAUAUUCUGAGACUUUCCCAAAUAUCAUUACUGGGUUCAUUAGUUAGGUUUCAAGCCUGUCUACUGCUCGAGGUCAUUAAGGCUGCAUUUUACCUGUAAAUCAACUACUCAAGAAUUCGCUAAUCUCUUAAAUAAGUACUAAAUUAAUCUAACAAAAAAUAUAUACUGGGAGAUAUACAUAUCUUGGUGAAUAUAUUCAGUGUAUCACUCGUCUGGCAGUGCAUCCAGCAGAUGACAUGACAGUACACAGUUUUUGUUGAGUUAUGUAUAUGAGCAUUACAUAUUUUAUUGUUUGGUGCAACUAAUGCACUGGUAAUCCCUCAGAUUCCACAAUUUUUGGUUCAUAGUCUUUACUAGCGUCGAGAAAUGUUUAUUAAAUAGGCACAUUUUAAGGUCCCAUUGCCACACAUAGUUGAAGUUCUGCUUACUUGAUACUACUUUCCAUCUCUUUAGACGCUUUACACCUGCAAACUGUAGGUUAGUGUGGAAGUUUUAUUGUUUUAUUAUUCAGUCUAAUAUAUAUAUAUGACUACAGAAACGCUGUACAUCUUUACGUCACGUGGUUCGCGAGGUUCAUCAGGAGGUGAGCGACCUGACUGGCAGCGGGGUGGAGCCAUGCACACAGCAUGAUGUAAACAAACAGGAAUAUCAGCCUACUCCCGAGCUUAGAAAAAACAAACAGCAAAAAAGGAUGCCUCUCCUUCUCACCAAAAUCCCGAACUUGGGAGAGGAAUGUUAGGAUGAUGUUUCGGUCAGUCCUGGACCAUUGUCAAGUCAUUGUCAAAUCUUCUGUCUCGCAGACAGUGAGCAGCUGUCUGCCAAGUAGGGGAAAUCUAGAUGCUAUCAGUGACUAGGAGCACUGCGGGAAAGCUCUCACCAUGAUUCUCUUCUCGAUAUGCAGAGGUGCACUUGAUUCACCAUCACAGUCAUCCUUCACAAACUGGAGAAGAUGGAUUGUACCGACACACCACUUACCACUAACGUCAGUCUGUCCAGUCCUAACAGACAGUCGCCUACUUAGUCUGUUCGUUGCAUAUAGUUCUCCAGUGGCUGGUGCUAAGCCUUUCAACUUCAGUACUACUCACAGGUCUCCUGACUCUUAAAAACUCCCAUUAUCGUCUACGCUAACAUAAAGCUGUACUGAAGAGGACUCCGCCUGGUCGACGCACAACACAUGCCAGAAGGAAUGGACAUCAUCACGACCUGAAUCACCUCCUGGUACCCUACCAUCAUCGCCAUUUAAAUCUAAUUCAUAAAGAAAUGUUUAUUCUAUAAUGAUUUUUUUUUGUUAUUUCUCACAAGUAACUCGGCAUACUGUAUAAUAUCCAAAUAUAAUUUGGAAGUAUCAAGUGGACUACCGACACAUGUCAUGAGCAAGAAAUGUGUCGUUGCUUGGCUCGCUGCAGAGAGAUUUCUAUGGACGAGUGUGGCAAACUUUGACAAAUGUCAGGUGCUGUUGUGUAGGUCUGAUGUUCAGUGUUCUUCCCACUCAGGCGUGUGUACUUACCUAGUUGUGGUUGCAGGGGUCGAUUCACAGCUCCUGGCCCCGCCUGUUUCUGUGUGUGUUUAAGGACAGACGGGAACCAGUUAAUCUUCAAGGCACAGAGAAAUGUAGUCACAUUUAGUCAGUGAGACAGUGAAUGUAAGAGUGUAACCUGCCAGGUGUAACUCGACAGUGAAAGAAGACAGUGAACGGAGAGAAACAGCCAGUGACCAGGCAGUGAGAUAGUAAAGAGAGAGACAGUAGGAAGGGGCAUAAAUUGAGAGUCUUAUAUAUCUAAUGAUUCACCUGUCUAGCGAGAGCCAGUAUGUCUAAUGUAGUGUUCCUUCUCUCUUCUAGUAAGUCAGUCUUAAAGUAAGUCAGUGCAUCACGCUUAUGUAGCAAAAUUCUCCAAUAACUUUGAGACACUUUCUACUCAGAUGUCGGUGACUUUCUUAAAUAAAUCAUGACAAUU